CAGAUCCUAACAUGUACCUUUCCAUUUACCUAGUUUUGGCAAUUCGUCUAGCAGAUACCGCUCGCAUUUUGGGCGUCUGCCCAAUCCCCUCUUACAGCCAUUUUGUGUUGAGUAACCGUAUCUUUAAGGAGUUAGCGAGAAGAGGUCACGAUGUAACAGUCAUAUCGGCGUAUUCCAAUGAUGCACCAAUGGACAACUUUAGAGAAGUGCUAGUGACGGAUGCCCUUGAUAAGAUGAAAGCUGUCGCAAAAACCUUUUACGAUCAAAGCGAUAGCAACAUCAUUAGUAAGGUCAUGUGGAUGGAUAAGAUUACAGUAGAGAUGUCAGAGUUUGGACUGAAUAAUUCAAACGUAACCAAAUUUUUACGCGAACAUGGUCACUUUGACGUCGUUAUAACGCACCAGUUAAAGACCGAUUCCUACUACGGAUUUUGCCACCAUUUUAAAGCACCUUGCAUAGCUCUUAGUCCCAUGUCAUCAAUCACCUGGAUUAGUGGCUCAAUUGGCAAUCCAGCUCCCCCGUCCUUCGUCCCGCAACUAGUCUUGGGUUAUACAAGUGUCAUGAAUGUUUGGCAAAGGGUGCACAACACCGUGAUUUACGCGGUGGUUCACCUGAGUUACUACCUCUACAGCUACCCUAAUCACCAGGACUUGUUGCAGAAAUACUUUCCAGGAGCUCCUCCUCUGCGCGAACUAUAUUACAACAUUUCCCUAGUACUAUUCAACGGUCACAUGAGUAUCGGCGACGUAGCACCACUAUUACCGAAUGCAAUUGAUAUCGCCGGAUACCACGUCUACCCUCCGAAAGCGCUACCAGAAGAUCUUCGGCAUUUUCUGGAUAGUGCAAGAGAUGGUGUUAUUUACUUUAGCAUGGGCUCCAAUCUUAAAGGCGCAGACUUUUCGAAAGAGAAAAAGGACGCCGUUCUCACCGCGUUCUCAAAGUUGAACCACACAGUUUUAUGGAAGUGGGAGAACGGAACCAUUCCAGGCCAACCGAAAAACGUUUUGGUGCGCCCGUGGUUUCCGCAACAGGACAUCUUAGCACAUCCAAACGUUGUCCUUGUCGUUACUCACGGUGGACUUUUAAGCACCAUCGAGUCAGUUUACCAUGGAAAACCACUGCUGGGGCUGCCAGUGUUUGCCGAUCAAGGACUCAACAUGGCAAUGGCUCAAGAGGCGGGUUACGGGAGAUACAUCCAGUUUCAGGAUUUAAACGUGGAGAAUUUUGGCAGUGAACUACGCGAGAUGCUCUACAAUCCCAGUUACGGUCGUGUCGCCAAAAUGAGAUCUAAAAUUAUGCACGACCAACCGCUGUCGCCCCUGGAGAAGUCAAUGUAUUGGAUAGAAUAUGUUUUACGUCAUAAAGGAGCUCCGCAUUUGAAAUCGUCUGCGAUGACGUUAAAUUGGUAUCAGUAUUUGCUCUGGGAUGGGAUUUUCGUUGGAUUGGGUGCGCUUCUACUGGUUGUGGUUUUAAUUAGAAUGCUAAGUAAGGUUUUUUGGGGUUUGGGCGAUAUAAGUAUGAAGAAAAAACGUGAUUAACUACUGUUAACGGAUUAAUGUACUUACCUUAGCAAAAGUAAUGCAGUAAAUAUCACUUCUGCCAAAAUUCCGUGAUACUCACUCUGUAAUUGGGCGCAAGCCUGUUGAGGGAACA
Messenger RNA from Photinus pyralis (common eastern firefly), 1653 nucleotides. RefSeq names its product UDP-glucuronosyltransferase 2C1-like. NCBI's taxonomy places the organism in Eukaryota, Metazoa, Arthropoda, Insecta, Coleoptera, Lampyridae. The transcript is spliced from 4 exons. The record is from RefSeq and is a predicted model, not a curated record. Bases 12 to 1538 code for a protein of 508 amino acids. Gene Ontology annotation, molecular function: UDP-glycosyltransferase activity.